UGUCCCACCUGAGCCAACCAAAACCUGUGUGUGUCCCCCCCCCCCCCCCCCCCCCCUCCCCCCCAAUGAUUUGAAAGUUAAUAAAAGUGGCUUUCUGAGGACCACAGAGCACUACUACAGGAACACCUCUCCUCAUGCCAAACAGCAAGACGGCCAUGCCUGUGCCCAAGAAAGCCGGGAGAAAAGGCGGCAGCGCUCAAGAAGAAAAGCUGCCCCCGUAUGAGCCAAACAUCCCCGAACCGACCACCAGGGCUGACUUCAUGAAAUACUGGUUCCCCCUCUCUCUGGAUGAUAAAACGGCUCAGAAGCUGUUGUGGAUUUCGGAGGGCAGCUCCAAGGCCGCCCGGACGUCCGACGCCGUCUGCCCGUAUCCCAACAGACCCGAGAGAUACGAGCACUCCCCACAGGUGCUGAGUAAGGAGGCCCUGCUGGGCUUCCGGGGCUACUGGGAGGUGGACUUCGACGGCUGGGUGGUGAUCGGGGUGGUCCUGGAGAGCUCCCCCCGGAAGGGCCAGGAGGUGCCCUGCGGCCUGGGGGAGAACGGCAGCUCCUGGGGGGCCGGCUGGUCGGGCUCCUGCUACCAGGUGUGGCACAACAGCGAGCACGUGGAGGUCCAGCUGCCCCUGACCUCCACCAUGGGCGUCUACGUGGACCAGCCCGCCGGCGUCAUCACGUUCCUCCUGGUGGAGGGCGAGGCCCAGAAGGAGGUGCGGCUGAUCCACAAAUUCAAGGCCAGCCUGGAGGAAAAAGUCUUCCCCGCCUUCUGGAUCGGCGCAAAUUCCUUCUGCCUCAUUCGUAAAAACGACCAGUGACCGGGGGAGGAGGGUCAGCCCACAGAGGGGUGAAAAGAGGGGAACAAGUGAGCCUGUUGUGUAGAUUCUGUCUGCUUUCUGUGAACGCCUACCAGAAGCUUAGGGACUGUUUCGCCGAGGGUGUUCAGAAAUGGAAACUUCCGGCAGAAAUCGGGCCGAUCUUUGUGUCUUUUACUGUAAGCAGAAAGUGAUUUUAGCAUGUUUUUUAUGUGCUAAAUUAUGUCAAUAAAUUCUGUGUC
Menidia menidia (Atlantic silverside) is the source of this 1051-nucleotide messenger RNA. NCBI's taxonomy places the organism in Eukaryota, Metazoa, Chordata, Actinopteri, Atheriniformes, Atherinopsidae. The record is from the annotation of a GenBank genome assembly.